Molecule: messenger RNA, 1289 nt
Organism: Boeremia exigua
Lineage: Eukaryota; Fungi; Ascomycota; Dothideomycetes; Pleosporales; Didymellaceae
Exons: 2
Coding region: 1-1047 (348 amino acids)
Source: RefSeq, a predicted model, not a curated record
AUGGAAUUAUUUCACCUUUGCUCGGCCUUGUUCUGCCUCGUGACUGUGUCUGUCGCGGCUCCAGCCCAACCGCGGCUACGACAGACUUCAGAUGUCCCCGAGUUCGUGCUGAAAUAUGCGCCCGUGCUCUACAUGCAUAGCGAGGAAUCGCAUUUCCCCACCGAUCUCAACACAUUCCUUGGCCACACCACCCCACGAAUCAACUACAACCCCGUGCCCAACACCCCAAACCCACUCACACUCACCACCCUCCCCCAGCUCGGCGCAGACGUGUACCUGACCUCCAACGACGACGUCACCAGCACCCCCGACUGGCUCCGCGGCACACCGCCAGCCAGCGACAGCACCACAACGGGCACCAACAGCGCCAUCGUCAUCAACACGAAGAGCGACAACAGCGUCGACGUGUUCUACUUCUACUUCUACGCCUUCAACCCGGGCACCGCCGUGCUGUCCGUCCCGUUCCUGACCUUCGGCGCGCACGUCGGCGACUGGGAGCACACGAUGUUGCGGUUCCCGUCGCCUGCGGGGCCGCCCGACGCCGUUUGGUUCUCGCAGCACGCAAACGGGCAGGCGUUUCGGUACGCGGCGGUCGAGAAGGAUGCUGAUGGUAUUAGACCUGUGGUGUAUGUCGCCAAGGGGAGUCAUGCGAAUUAUGCGAUUCCGGGGAUCCACUCGCAUGUCAUUCCGAAUCUGAAUUUGCCGUUUGGCGCGCUGCAGGACUAUACGAACAAGGGGAAGAGAUGGGACUCGCUGGGGAGUAGUCAUGUGUAUAGGUAUGAUGCGAGCAAUGGUGCGUUCACUGCGUAUGAUGAUGCGCCGGUGGAGUGGCUGGGGUGGAAGGGGAGGUGGGGAGAUGAAGCGUAUCCGGACAGUGACAAGAGGCAGGUGACCAUUUUUGGGCAGAAGAAGUACGUGGGUGGACCGACAGGGCCGGUGGACAAACAGCUGGACAGGAAGGAGGUUUGUCCAGAUAACGGGAUUCGCUGCAUACUCAGGAGUGUGCUGGUUCCAAGAGAUCUUGGAGAUGGAGAGGCUUUUGAUUGAUGGUGAGUUCUGAGGUGAGAUGGUCAUACAAAGAAGCAGAAAUGAAGAUGCUUUUGCGAUCCCGGUCUGGGUACUAGAGUACCUCCCUGCUGAUGAUGUUCCAAAAGUCGCCUGCGAGUUCUCCUUCACCAUCCAUCAAACUCCUGAGCUCGGUGUCUGCACUCAUUGAUUUCAUGUGACAGACGAUGUAUUCUAGGACCAUUUCUCGCAUCGCGUCGAUCUUACCGUCUUCAGACCUGUCU